CUUCCCCCAUUUUUCCCCCCCGGUCAAGUGGUGCGCCAAAGUCAUCCAGGCAAGACGCUUUUGCGUAUCAUGGGUUAUUAAAAUUAGAAUAGGAUAGUAUCUGCUGCUAUCCUGGAAAAUCUUGAGGUGGACCUCCUCAGGCGAACUUUCCACACAGAAGAACGCUCGCUUGCCCCUUCUCGAUAAAAAGGGCGUCUUUCCUCGCCCCGUCCUUUCGCUCGUUCUCGUCUUUCUCCGUCUGUUGAGAAACCUCUGUGUCAGAGGGGAGAGAGGUCUUCUCUCAAGAUUUAGAUUUAGCUGUGUGUGUGUGUGUGUGUGUCUCACUCUCCUUAUAUUCCUGGAGGUUCUUGAGUUGAGAGCUUCCAUUUCACUGCUCUUUCUCUCUGCUUUAUUCCCAAACUUGCAGAUAUUCUUUCAUCUUGUUCUCUCCUUUUGGGUUUUGCUUGGUUUGAUGCCAGCAGAGAAAGAGAGAGAGAGAGAGAGAGAGAAUCAGUAGCCGAAAAUGGACCAGAGCAUCCUAUGCCCCAUCAAGUACACCGAGCACCGAAGCCUCACCAGGAAACUCCUCUCCAAGCACCCCAAGAACGACGCCCCCAAUCCGCCCAGGACCGUACGGAUAUCGGUGACCGACCCGUACGCCACGGACUCGUCCGACGACGACGAGGAGGCGGGAGACGCCGAGUCGCUCUACCGCCGCCAGCGCGUGAAGCGCUAUGUCAGCGAGAUCAAGUUCGAAGCUGCCUCCGGGAACGGCUUUGGCUCCAGCAGUGGCGGCCGCAGGAAGAGCUGCUCCGGCGGCGACUCGGCCCCCGCUGAUCGGAGGACGCGGCCCUCGCUGAAGGUCUCGUCGGCGGCGGGCGGGAAGAAGUUCCGCGGCGUGCGACAUCGGCCGUGGGGGAAGUGGGCUGCGGAGAUUCGCGACCCCGUGCGCCGCGUGCGGCUGUGGCUGGGCACCUACGACACCGCGGAGGAGGCCGCCAUGGUCUACGACAACGCCGCGAUCAAGCUCCGCGGCCCCGACGCCUUGACCAACUUCUCCACGCCGUCGCCGAGCAAAGACCCCUCGCCGGAGAAUGAGAUCGUGGCGGCCUCCUCCGUCUCCGGCUACGACUCCGGAGAGGAGUCUCACAACCUCUUGUCCCCGACUUCCGUCCUCCACUUCCGGACUCGCUCCAAUAACAGUGCUGAGGCCGAGUUCCGUCAGGACCCGGCCGGACCGCCGGCUCAGGAGCCGGUCGAUGAAGCUCGCGACGAUCUGGAGUGUGAGGGGGAGACGAGCUUGGCCGAUUCGAACGACUACUGGCGGCUGGACUUGCCGUUCCUCGACGACAUCUACAGCUACUUCGAUCCUCUGAUGGAGUCGUCGCUGUUCGAGGACACGCACAACGCCGCCCUCCCGGAGAGCAGCAUGCUGAGCCUGAGCGAGGACCUGAGCGACGUGUUCCUCGACACGAUGUCGUCGGACGACUUCGGGUCACUGCCGAUGGACAUAUGCCAGGUCGACGACUACUUCGAAGAGAUCGGGGAUUGGUUCUCGUCGGACCCUCUCGCCGUACUUUCAGCGUGAGAGAGAGAGAGAGAGAGAGAGAGAGAGAGACCGAGUUUUUCGUAACGAACAGUGUUGUUUUGGAGUGAGCGUAGCCGUCGUUGACCUGCCGGAUUUUGGCAGAUUUUCCACCGGCGGCGAAGAAAUCCCCGGCGAGUUCGUUUAUCAUGAGUCUUGUGUUGCCGAGAUUUUGAUUGUGUACUAUUUUCCCGGGAAUAAUAAUGAAAAAGUCGCAAGUGUAUGUUGGCCUUGUUAA
Molecule: messenger RNA, 1802 nt
Organism: Rhodamnia argentea
Lineage: Eukaryota; Viridiplantae; Streptophyta; Magnoliopsida; Myrtales; Myrtaceae
Product: pathogenesis-related genes transcriptional activator PTI6-like
Exons: 1
Coding region: 503-1567 (354 amino acids)
Biological process (GO): regulation of DNA-templated transcription
Molecular function (GO): DNA binding; DNA-binding transcription factor activity
Source: RefSeq, a predicted model, not a curated record